Molecule: messenger RNA, 1837 nt
Organism: Eufriesea mexicana
Lineage: Eukaryota; Metazoa; Arthropoda; Insecta; Hymenoptera; Apidae
Gene: Timp
Product: Tissue inhibitor of metalloproteases
Exons: 5
Coding region: 547-1215 (222 amino acids)
Biological process (GO): negative regulation of membrane protein ectodomain proteolysis; negative regulation of endopeptidase activity
Cellular component (GO): extracellular matrix
Molecular function (GO): metalloendopeptidase inhibitor activity; protease binding
Source: RefSeq, a predicted model, not a curated record
CCUGCAUUGCUUUUCGAAGCUCGCGCGCGAACGGUCCGCUCUUGUCGUGCGUAUACGUGUGCGCCGAUCGAUAAACACACGUGAAAAUCCAGUCGGUCCUCUUUCACGGCCGAUGGUGUAUCGUGGCGAUACGGUUGGCCAGAGCUCGAGAUCGUUGGACAAGCUCGAUUGCAAAAAAGCUCCGGGGGCCGAUUAUCGUUCCGUUUUCGUCGGUUCGAUCGGUCAUUUCCGCACCGCGAGCAACGAGAACGUGGUGCAUGCGAUUCGAAUCACGCGGAACACGCCGGGACGACACUCGGUGAGACGAGCACGACGACCACGACGACGACGACGACGAAGACGACGGCGACGACGAUCACGACGGCCAGUCGUCGAGAUCUAGCGGCUACGUCGACGAGUCGACGGACUCUCGCGCACCGAUCGCAGUUUCGAAGAAUGAUCGCGCGUCUUUGAGGUCAAGGAGAAUAACGGAGAGAAAGGUAGAGUGCAAGUAAACUGUGCGAGGAAAGCCGAAGCGGAAGGAUCUGCGCGGGGUCACGAAGAAAGAUGUGGCAAUUAAGGUUUUGGAUGUACCUGCUGCUGAUAGCGUUAUCACUGGCGCCAGUGCAGAGGGUCGCGGCAUGUAGCUGUAUGAGCAGUCACCCCCAAACGAUGUUGUGCAAUUCAGAUUUCGUCGCCCUCGUGAGAGUGAAGAAGGCCACGCACGUGAACAGGGACGAAAUCGGGUACAGCGUGAAGAUCAAUAAAAUCUUCAAGGUGAACACCAAGUCAUCGUACACCGUGCUGAUGAAAAAUAUUUUAUGGACCGCCUCGUCGGAAGUUAUGUGCGGAGUACACCUUAAAGUCGGGGAAACGUACGUGGUAAGCGGGAGUGCGAAUGGACGUGAUAAGGCUCACAUAUCACUGUGCGGCAUGUCGAUGCCGUGGCGUUUGGUGACGAGCAGACAGCGAAAGGGCUUCAGACUGCUGUACCGUUUCGGUUGCUCGUGCAACAUCUAUUACACGCCCUGGUGGACGAAGGGAGCAGCUCUGGAGAACACGGACGGCAAGGAAUGCCUGUGGGAGAGCAAACCAGGCCCGGAAGAGUGCCAGAGGGAUUACGGGGUGUGCAUGCCGGGACAAGGCGGUUGCUACUGGGUUCCAUCCGUGCCUUACAAGAACUGCAUCAAGGAGUAUCAGCAGAAACGCGAGCAACAGAGAGCGCGGGAGCCUUAGGCUGUUAGGCGUACACGAAAGUUCUACGGUUGAACGAAGAUCGAUCACGCUGGCGAAAAAUCGACGUCGCUCACGCCAGGUCGCACGUAGCACGCGUCCCGAUCUGUCACGCGUUUGUCAAAUUUCGCGUAUGCCUCCAGUAAGGAUGCUCGUUAGCAACGAGCGCGAGCGGCCAGCUGCUGCGACGACGUGGCAGCAGACUGCCGCUACACCGUGUGAACACGUCGAUAAAUUAAUGCUAUCCCGUCUAGACGACGCGUAGUUAUUUAAAUCGACCGCGACUAAUCAGCGUCGUCGUCGUCGAGUAAAAUGUCCGCGACGAUUAAGGAUUGGAAAAAUUCUACGAGCGAACUAGACGUCGGCGGAGGACGGUGUCAGCGUAUUUGUUCGGAGGCGUAGCAUUAAUUUCCCCCUACAACGUAGCGUUUUCAUUUCUGCAUCGUGUCAUGCUCUAUUUAUUGUUGCGUUCCAUCAGAAGUAUUAAUCGGGUGGUUGUGUCGGCGAGUACAAAAGUCGUUCGUUAAUUAAACACGAAGCAGCGAAUCGAGUGGUGAAAAUCGUGCACGACUAGUUGGGAAGCUGUCGUUCAGGGGUAUAAAUAUAGACCGUCGAACUCUUGAAA